Messenger RNA from Rotaria sordida, 1454 nucleotides. The record is from the annotation of a GenBank genome assembly. Lineage: Eukaryota; Metazoa; Rotifera; Eurotatoria; Philodinida; Philodinidae.
AUGAAGUUGGAAUUGUUACCCGACGAGAUUUUACUCGAUCUAUUCGAUUAUUUUAAUGGUGUUGAUCUUCUUCGAGAAUUCUAUGGUCUUAAUAGUCACUUUAAUUUUCUUCUCUACAAUCAAUUUCGAAAUUAUCGUUUUAAAUUUGAAGCUGUGUCGAAACAUAAUUUCGAUAUGAUAUGUCAACAACAUUUACCAUUUAUUGCUAAUCGAAUUAUUGCUGUUAGCCUUACGGGUGAUGAUGAUACUCCAGAACAAAUCAAUUUGUUUCUUUCAUAUAUAAAAUCAUUUAAUGAAUUCAUUCAAUUACGAACACUUUCAUUAUACUAUGUUCGUUCAUAUGAAACACUAAUGAAAAUUUUAAAUCAAUGUCAUCAUCUUUGUUAUCUCACUCAUUUAAACAUCUCUGAUUGUUAUUUUCGAGCUAAUCAAGUAGAUUUUCAAUUACUUAUCAAUAGCAUUUGGAGUUUACCUAAACUUAUUCAUUGCAAUUUUGCAAUUGAGACAGAAGAGCAAAAGCUUUUUUUUACACCGACAAAAAUUUCUUUAUCUCUUCAAAGUAUAUCUGUUGGUAUAAACGAACUUAAAUUAAAUCAAAUAAAUCAAUUAUUUAAAUCUACACCUCGUCUUAAACAAUUUUAUGUAUCUCUUGAUCCCUCUAGCUAUGGUGACUAUAAACCAUAUAUUCUUUCAACAUUAAUUCAUUUGAAAAUAUCUAUGUUUAAUGUUGUUGAAAGCUUAAUAAUAAAAAUUUUUCAAAGUACCCCUAAUUUAUGUCGUUUAAGUGUCGAUUUAUUGUUUAAAUUAAUCGAUGGUCAUCGAUGGGAACAAAUUAUUCGUAAUUAUUUGCCCAAACUUCGUGUAUUUCGACUUAAAAUGCAACAGACACGUAUUUUCAAUCAAAAUAUGGAAGAACAUGCUAAUGAAUUACUUAAGUCAUUUCAAAAUUCAUUUUGGAUUGAUGAACAUCAAUGGUUUGUUCGAUGUCUUAUACAAACCAAUACAAUUGUUUUCUAUACUUUAUCCAAACCAUUUCAUUACUGCGAAGAUGAACUUCCUCGCUCAUUGAUAUCCACUCUUCCACACGAUGAUCAUCAGGAUUUUUAUAAUAACAUAACUAACAUCAAUAAUGGGACAUUUUUUGACCAAUCGAUAUUACCUCAUAUUCGUUUGACUAACAUUAAUUAUCUUUGUAUAAAACUACCCAUUAACGAUCAAUUUUGGUCCGUUGUUCCAACUUUAAAUCGACUGAGGUCACUAGCAGUGUCAUCACAUGUUGAUACUUGUCAUUCUCAAUUACAAAAUUUACUUGAUCGUGCACCUAAUCUUCAUCAUUUAUGUAUCCAUCAUGAUACAACAGUACCUAUACAAAUGUCAUUAUUCAGAUAUACAAAUACACCGGUUCGUCAACUUAAUUUAACGGAUUACAAUCGUUAUUUCAAUGAAGAAGAAUG